AUGGUCAAUCUCGCAGCUCCUAUCCAGUCCCUCCUGGCAGCUGCUUCCCUUGCCGAAGCCAGCUCUCUCGAGACACGCACAGCUGACUGUAGAGACGAUCAUCCUAAAGACCCAAGACGCAUCAACGAACUAGCCGCCCUGGAUUUGAAGUGUGUAACUAACGCCAUCGGAACGGUCUUCCGUAGGUGUGGCAACACAAUCAUCGUCGGAAUGGCCAUUGGAAGCGGUGCCAACCUACCCACGAUUUCGUCGCCAUGCAAGGAUGUUGCCCGGGGUGCUGGUCAAAUCAUGGAUGCUUGUUCUAGAGCUGAUGGAACGGUGAUGGGACAGGCACCGGCGUGGGGAAAUGGCAGCAUGAUUCUCUCGGUUCGUGCCCCAGACCAAAAUGGAAAUUAG
Venustampulla echinocandica is the source of this 396-nucleotide messenger RNA. RefSeq lists its product as uncharacterized. The transcript is spliced from 3 exons. The record is from RefSeq and is a predicted model, not a curated record. NCBI's taxonomy places the organism in Eukaryota, Fungi, Ascomycota, Leotiomycetes, Helotiales, Pleuroascaceae. Bases 1 to 396 code for a protein of 131 amino acids.